AGGGGAGGACGGGCCCCGAGAACGGCCCUGAGGGGAGGACGGGCCCCGAGAACGGCCCUGAGGGCUGGUUCGGCUCGGGAGGCACCGCAGACCCAGCCAGGGACACCCCUGCCAUGGCAGGGACACCUCCCACUGUGCCAGGCUCCUCCCAGCCUGGCCUGCGACACUGCCGGGGAUCCAGGCACAGCCACGGCUGCUCUGGGAAUUCCAUCCCGGGCCCUCGGUUGGGAUCCUCACUCCUAAACCUCCCUCACCUUAUUGCCGUUCCCCCUUGCCCUGUCAUUCCGUCCCCUGAACUGUUUGAGAAGAAGAGCUAUGAGCUGAGAAUAGCAGGAGGGGCUGUGAGGGAUUUACUGAGCGGGGUGACACCACAAGACAUCGAUUUUGCCACCACAGCUACACCAGCAGAGAUGAAGGAAAUGUUCACAGCAGCUGGGGUUCGUCUGAUCAAUAACAAAGGAGAAAAACACGGAACCAUCACUGCCAGGCUCCAUGAACAGAAUUUUGAAAUUACCACUCUCCGAAUAGAUGUUGUCACCGAUGGCCGGCACGCAGAGGUGGAGUUCACCACAGACUGGCACAAGGAUGCUGAGAGGAGGGAUCUCACUGUCAACUCCAUGUUCUUAGGUUUGGAUGGGACUCUCUAUGAUUUCUUUAAUGGUUAUGAAGACUUGAAAAACAAGAAAAUCAGAUUUGUGGGGAAGGCAGCUGAGAGAAUACAGGAAGAUUAUUUAAGAAUCCUGAGAUACUUUAGAUUUUAUGGAAGAAUUGCAGAGACACCUGGAGAUCAUGAACAUAUUACACUGCAAGCAAUUAAAGAAAAUGCCAAAGGCUUGGCUGGAAUAUCAGGAGAAAGGAUUUGGGUGGAACUGAAAAAAAUUCUUAUUGGAAACCAUGUCAAUCAUUUGGUUCAACUUAUGUAUGAGCUGGAUAUUGCCCAGUACAUAGGGUUACCACUUGAUGGGAAUUUAGAGGAAUUUGCCAGAGUCACUAAAAACAUCCAAAACCUGUCUCCAAAACCUAUGACUGUCCUGACAUCCUUAUUCAAGGGGAAGGAUGAUGUCACAAACCUGGACCUCAGGCUUAAAAUCUCCAAGGAGGAAAAAAACCUUGGCCUUUUCUUGGUGAAGCACAGGCAGGAGUUAACCAAAGCCUCGGGGCCAGAACCACUUCGACCAUACCAGGACUUCCUGAUGGAUUCUAGAGAAGCUAACACCAACUCCAAGAUCUUUGAGCUGCUGAAGUACCAAGGAGAGGAGCAGCUCUUGAGAGAAAUGCAGGCCUGGACUGUGCCCUCCUUCCCUGUCAGUGGCCACGACCUGAGGAAGAUGGGGGUGUCCUCAGGGAAGGAAAUUGGGACAGCACUGCAGCAGCUGAGGGAUGAGUGGAAGAAGAGUGGCUACCACAUGGAUAAAGAGGAACUGCUGAGCUGCCUGAAGAAGGUGUGAAGGGAA
Messenger RNA from Ficedula albicollis (Collared flycatcher), 1454 nucleotides. It is a transcript of the gene TRNT1, whose product is annotated as tRNA nucleotidyl transferase, CCA-adding, 1. Gene Ontology annotation, molecular function: nucleotidyltransferase activity; RNA binding. The transcript is spliced from 7 exons. The coding region runs from base 114 to 1448 and encodes 444 amino acids. The record is from RefSeq and is a predicted model, not a curated record. Gene Ontology annotation, biological process: RNA processing. NCBI's taxonomy places the organism in Eukaryota, Metazoa, Chordata, Aves, Passeriformes, Muscicapidae.